Messenger RNA from Chaetomium fimeti, 2424 nucleotides. RefSeq lists its product as uncharacterized. The record is from RefSeq and is a predicted model, not a curated record. The transcript has 3 exons. Gene Ontology annotation, molecular function: RNA binding. The coding region runs from base 1 to 2424 and encodes 807 amino acids. Lineage: Eukaryota; Fungi; Ascomycota; Sordariomycetes; Sordariales; Chaetomiaceae.
AUGGACCCAAAUACGGCGCCCAGCGGAAUGUCCGACACAAUAGUAGUGGGCGGAGAUUUCUCGGACGAGUCUCGCGACGAGACCGACGAGAGUAUCGACUACGGCGAAGGCGAGGAGGGGCAAAAUCAGGGGAAGGGUGAACCAGAUACGGCCAACGAUGACUAUGCCAGAACCUUUGAUUCGCCCGCAGCUCAUGAGGAUCAAGAUGAGGCUGAGGAGGCUCAGCCAGAUGUAUCAAUGGCCUCGAUAUCCAUGAAUAGUCCGUCUGCGCCUGACCCUGCAGCUGUCCCUUCUGAUCACCCUCCCACCCCUUCGCCGGCCUUGCCCCGCACCAACGGAGAGGUUCAAGCUUCAAAAGCUUCCGUGCAGUCCGAGCAAGCCAACGGCUCCGACAGUCCCUCCCGGUUCCCGCCUGCCGCGCCAAACACCGUCCCUUCAUCCGAGGCGCCUGCCGCAGCCUCUGCCACCGAACUUGCUGAGUCGCAACCCCCAGCCACCCCAGCUCCCAAUGGAGCUUCUCCGCCUACCGGGCCCCCGGCGGCUCCUGCGUCGGCAAAUGAAGAUGAUGCCUCUGUUGACAUCCAGAAGCUAGUAGACGACAUCACUGCCAGAGCCGCCGCCACAGCCUCGCCCCCCAGCGCGCCAGCACAAACCACUCCCGUUACCUCUCAAGCUCCCCCGGUUUCUUUGCCUGUAUCUCAUCCACCUUCCCUUCCUCCCAAGCCUUCUCUCCCCAAUCCACCAGCCAGCCUGCCCGCCAUCCCACCGGCGCACUACUCGUUCCAACCCCGGGGCCACAAUGCCCCCGCUGCGGCGGCAGUUCCGAUGUCCCUCACCAACCCCGGCACAUCGCAUGGUGCGUACGUUGCAAAUGAAGGCCUUGCUUCCUUACCCGCGCCGCCACCGGGUGCUUUUGGCGGGGCCUCCCAUCCCCAUGCCCAUCACAUGCCCCAUAGCGGAGAUGCUUCUUCCGGAAAUUACCCUGGCUCGUCUACCAAACAGCUUUGGGAGCAGUUCCAGGCCGACGAGAAACGGUACACAUCGGAGGCCAAGUGGGAGAGAUUCCCGGAGGGCUCUCGUAUCUUCAUUGGCAAUCUGUCCAGCGAGCGAGUCUCAAAACGUGAGGUAUUCGAUGUGUUCCACAGGUUCGGCCGGCUGGCGCAGAUUUCCCUCAAAAGCGCCUAUGGUUUCGUCCAAUACCACACCAUUGCUGAGGGCAACGCCGCCAUGCAGGGCGCCCAGGGCAUCGAGCUCGGUGGCCGUAAGAUUCAUCUCGAGGUCUCCCGCGCACAAAAGAAGAAGGACGACAGGGAUAGGUCUCCGGACCGCCGAGCCCCGCGGGGCGCUCACGGGAACGAGCGUUUCGAGAGCGGCGAUCGCGGUUGGAAACGAGACGACUACCGGCCGGGGCGUUCUCCCUCUCCGCGCCGGAAUGACCCCCGCGGUAGCCGAGACGGCCACUAUCCUCGAGACCGUGGAUUCGACGGCCAUCAACGCCGCCGAUCUCGUUCGCCCGCGCGCUUCAACCGCUACGGUGGCGACGACCCGUACCGGCGUAGGAGUCCCAGCCCGCACCGCAGAGCCCCGUCUGACGGUGACCGAUUCGACUUGCCUCGCCGGUUUGGGGCUGAUGUUCCCGACGUGCAGAUCCUCCUUCUCCAGGAGGUCUCGAGAGAGUUUGUCGGCUGGGUCCAGGGAGCUUUCCAUAACAAGGGGCUGAAGACCGAUGUCAUGUAUCUCAAUCCUCGGUUCCCUCGGGAGACUGUGCUGCAGCGUCAAGUUGUCGAAGGGGUGUAUGCCAUCGUUGAUCUGGAUUACGGCGCGCAGACGAAAGGCAAGAUCCCCAUCCAGGUAUUCAUCCGAUCCGGAGGCAGCAGCGUCCGCUUCGAACUGUACCAGGACGUGGAUCCUCCGAUCGCGGCAGAGCUCGUCGGCAGGGAGAAGUCCCAGUCGGCAGCGCACCUCGCCCAGCCGCAGACAGCUUACGCGCCCAACCACUACGCCCACCCUCCUCAGGCGCAGGCGCCGCCUAGCGGCUACCCUUAUCAGUACCCCCAGCAGGCCGUCCUCCCCGCACAGCCGCAGCCAGCGCCUCCUGGUGCCGACCUCGCCAGCAUGGUGGGCGGCCUCGACAACUCGGCUCUCCAGACCCUCUUAGCCUCACUCCAGAACCCUCAACCGGGCGCACCCCAAACAUACACGGGUAUCCCGGCGGCCAGCGCGCCCCAGGCCGCCCAAAUCGACAUGAAUGCCCUACUUGGCAACCUCCGGAGUGCGGCGGCAGCGCAACCUGCGUCGCCGAGCUACGGGACCGCCCCUUCUUAUGGCGUGCCGAUGGGUGCCGCCCCCGGCGGUUAUGGCGGUAUGGAUCCGGCGCAGCAAGUUCAGACAAUUAUGGAUCAGCUGAAGCGCGCUGCCCACUAA